AUGACAGUUACAAAUCUCACUGAUAUGGUGGAAUUUAUUCUCCUUGGAUUUUCUGAUCUUCCCAAUCUCCAAGGGAUACUCUUUGGGAUUUUCUUAGUCAUCUACCUGAGUAUCCUGAUAGGAAACGGCCUCAUUCUUGUAAUAACCAAGGUUGAUCCAGCUCUCCAGACCCCUAUGUAUUUUUUUCUAGGAAAUUUUUCCUUCUUGGAAAUAUGUUACACAUCAGUCACUCUCCCCAGAAUGCUGAUGAACCUGUGGACUCAGAAAAGAAACAUUUCUUUGUUAGCCUGUGCUGUACAGCUAGGCUUCCUCCUAAUUUUGGGAGGCACUGAAUGCCUACUCCUGGGUGUAAUGGCCUAUGACCGUUAUGUGGCCAUUUGUAAGCCCCUGAAUUAUCCUCUAAUCAUGAACCACAGGGUAUGCAUUCAGCUGGUGGUUGCUUCUUGGGUCAGUGGGGUCCCAGUUCAGAUUGGGCAAACAUACCAGAUUUUUUCUCUGCCCUUCUGUGGUUCUAAGGAACUCAAUCAUGUUUUCUGUGAUAUCCAUCCAUUAUUUGCGGUGGCCUGUGGAGACAUCUCUCUGAAUGAAUUCUCUGUCUAUGCAGAUGCUGUACUCUUUGCCAUGGUUCCUUUUCUGUUGAUACUUGGAUCCUAUGUCAAAAUCAUUUCCACCAUCCUGAAGCUGCCAUCUGCAACUGGAAGAUCGAAAGCCUUCUCAACUUGUUCCUCUCAUCUCAUAGUUGUGGCUUUAUUCUUUGGGUCAGCUAUCAUUAUGAAUUUACGACCAAAAUCUACCCACACAGAAAGGACAGACAAAAUACUGGCUCUUUUCUAUACCAUUGUCACCCCUAUGUUUAACCCCCUAAUUUACAGCCUGAGGAAUAAGGAUGUCAUUGCUGCAAUGAAAAAAUUAUUUCAAAUUUGA
Molecule: messenger RNA, 924 nt
Organism: Dromiciops gliroides (monito del monte)
Lineage: Eukaryota; Metazoa; Chordata; Mammalia; Microbiotheria; Microbiotheriidae
Product: olfactory receptor 10AG1-like
Exons: 1
Coding region: 1-924 (307 amino acids)
Biological process (GO): G protein-coupled receptor signaling pathway
Cellular component (GO): membrane
Molecular function (GO): G protein-coupled receptor activity; olfactory receptor activity
Source: RefSeq, a predicted model, not a curated record